This is a messenger RNA of Sungouiella intermedia, 2169 nucleotides long. NCBI's taxonomy places the organism in Eukaryota, Fungi, Ascomycota, Pichiomycetes, Serinales, Metschnikowiaceae. The record is from the annotation of a GenBank genome assembly.
AUGCUUCUACCUCGAAGGUGGAUUCGCCAAUUAAGUUAUGUGGCGGGAUUCCUCGUGUUUGCGCUGUUUCUCGUGCUUGUGGCCAACAAGAACCGCAUCAUCCACUUGGAUCACUUCAUCUCUGGCGAUUUGGUUCCCCAGUUCUUCCAGCCACCUUCUGACGCAUAUGUGGUUGACAUCUCUAUUGGCUCGUGUAGCUUCUUGAAUAUAAAGUCACCCACUUGCGGUGAACCCGAUAAAUCCCUGGGUUUAUAUGGUGAUGUCCCAGAAGGUCAGUGGACUAAAGUUGAUAAAGACUUGCUACUUGGGAGACUGUGGGUGAGCAAAAGACAUCUCUACUCCAAGCUUAUCAAGCCGGAUUUCUUUGAUACCCAGAAGAACCCACGAACGGUCCAUUUGGUUUGGGUAGGUACCAAAAAAGAUUGCACAAUUAAAGGUAAUAAAGAUUGCAUUCCGGAAGAGGUGAUUCGGGACUACAUGAAAACGCAUCCUUUCGACGAUGAUGGCUACAAGUAUUAUCUUGAUGUCAAUAAGGACGAGAAGUUGCAUGUUGACACCGACAAGUCCAAAUCUGCUCAUAAGUACAAUGAGGACUACAAGUUGAAACAGGGAGAAAAAUUGAGCGAGAACGAAGUCUCAGACACUCCCAAAGAGGCUGAAGAUCUUAAAGAUGCUACUGUUGAAGAUCUCAAAGAAGUUCCAGACUCUAAGUUGGACCAGGACCAGUACGAAACGGAACCAGAGAACAAUGACCAAGUGUACGGUGAUGAAGCCCCCGAUGAUGUGGCCACCGAAAUGGCCAAUGAUGUUGCAAACGAGAAGCGCAAUGGAGCUGAAAAGCAUCUUGUUCGUCGUCAGAAAGAAACCUCCCGUCACAAACUCAAAGAUUACAUGUCAAUUCCAACCUUGAAAAAGCUCAAUGAGGCGGGGUGGGAAUCCAGAGGAAAUGGUAUCUGGGUCAAGUACGGGCCACCAGGCUUGCUGUCGGUCACAGGCAUUGAUGUCCUCUACGGCACCGAUGCUAAGGACCCUCGUCCAAACUGGAAUUUGUUGCCCAAUCCCAUUCUAGAUACUGGCGCAGUUCCCCAUUUGUUACCACGCCUCUCCUUCCGUGUUGGUCCUCGCAUGGACUACAAGAAGUUGUUUAAGAAGGACUUGAAGUUCCGUAAGGAUGGAAGUUUCAAGAUUUUGCAAGUGGCAGACCUUCAUUUUUCCACAGGCGUCGGUAAAUGCAGAGACCCAGUGCCAAUCGAAUCGCAAGAGGGUUGCGAGGCUGAUCCUCGUACCCUCAAGUUUAUUGAAGCAGUUUUGGACAUCGAAGAUCCAGAUUUCGUGGUAAUGACUGGAGACCAAGUGUUUGGCCAGGCAGCACCAGAUCCCGAAACAGCUUUAUUCAAGGCAGUUAUGCCUUUCGUCAAGAGAAAGAUACCUUAUGCGAUUACGAUGGGAAACCACGAUGAUGAGUCGAAUCUUUCACGUGAACAGAUGAUGCAGCUAGCAAGCUCGCUUCCAUACUCCGUGGCUGGCGUUGGUCCGGAUGCCGUGGAUGGUUAUGGUAACUACGCGGUCACCGUGGCUGGUAGCAAGAACCGGGGUGUUUCGGCAGCAUUCUAUUUCUUGGAUAGUCAUAGCCGCUCGAAGCAUCCAAAAACAAAUCCUGGCUACGACUGGUUCAAGGAGUCUCAGAUUGAUUGGGUUGGGAUGGAGGCUGAAUCGCUUCUAGCACAUAAGGACAAGAAGGAGUUACUCAGCAUGGCGUUCUUCCAUAUCCCGAUCCCCGAGUACCGCAAAGUUGAAAAUAGACCCAUGGUGGGCCAGCUCCGUGAGGGAGUCACCGCUCCUUUAUUUCACUCGGACAUGCGCUCAGCUUUCAGCCAAGCAGGAAUUCAGGUAGCAACUGUUGGCCAUGACCAUGCUAAUGACUACUGUGUGUUAAAUCCAGAUUCGGAAAACUCCGAAUUCAAGCACACCAUGUGGUUGUGCUAUGGUGGUGCUGUUGGUGAAGGUGGAUAUGGAGGCUACAAUGAGUACAUUCGGCGAAUGAGAGUCUACGACCUUAAUGAGGUAGGUUGGUCGAUCGAUACAUGGAAACGAGCCGAAAAUAACCCCGGCGAACUUUUUGAUAAGCAAAGAGUUGUUGAAACUGGUUCUGCCGUGGAUCACGUGUAA